This is a messenger RNA of Prionailurus viverrinus (fishing cat), 1017 nucleotides long. RefSeq names its product POU class 4 homeobox 3 (gene POU4F3). Gene Ontology annotation, molecular function: RNA polymerase II cis-regulatory region sequence-specific DNA binding; DNA-binding transcription factor activity, RNA polymerase II-specific. NCBI's taxonomy places the organism in Eukaryota, Metazoa, Chordata, Mammalia, Carnivora, Felidae. Gene Ontology annotation, biological process: regulation of transcription by RNA polymerase II. The coding region runs from base 1 to 1017 and encodes 338 amino acids. The transcript is spliced from 2 exons. The record is from RefSeq and is a predicted model, not a curated record.
AUGAUGGCCAUGAACGCCAAGCAGCCUUUCGGCAUGCAUCCGGUGCUUCAAGAACCCAAAUUCUCCAGCCUACACUCCGGUUCCGAGGCCAUGCGCCGAGUCUGUCUCCCAGCCCCGCAGCUGCAGGGUAAUAUAUUUGGAAGCUUUGAUGAGAGCCUGCUGGCACGCGCCGAAGCUCUGGCGGCGGUGGAUAUCGUCUCCCACGGCAAGAACCAUCCGUUCAAGCCCGACGCCACCUAUCAUACCAUGAGCAGCGUGCCCUGCACGUCCACUUCGUCCACCGUGCCCAUAUCCCACCCGGCCGCGCUCACCUCACACCCACACCACGCCGUGCACCAGGGCCUCGAGGGCGACCUGCUAGAGCACAUCUCUCCCACGCUGAGCGUGAGCGGUUUGGGCGCCCCCGAGCACUCGGUGAUGCCGGCGCAGAUCCAUCCGCAUCACCUGGGCGCCAUGGGCCACCUGCACCAGGCCAUGGGCAUGAGUCACCCACACGCCGUGGCGCCUCACACCGCCAUGCCCGCGUGCCUCAGCGACGUGGAGUCGGACCCGCGAGAGCUCGAGGCCUUCGCCGAGCGCUUCAAGCAACGGCGCAUCAAGCUGGGAGUGACCCAGGCGGACGUGGGUGCGGCUCUAGCCAACCUCAAGAUCCCCGGCGUAGGCUCGCUCAGCCAGAGCACCAUUUGCAGGUUCGAGUCUCUCACUCUCUCCCACAACAACAUGAUCGCGCUCAAGCCAGUGCUCCAGGCCUGGCUGGAGGAAGCCGAGGCCGCCUAUCGAGAAAAAAACAGCAAGCCAGAGCUCUUCAACGGCAGUGAACGGAAGCGCAAACGCACGUCCAUCGCAGCGCCGGAGAAGCGCUCGCUCGAGGCCUACUUCGCUAUCCAGCCGCGGCCCUCAUCCGAGAAGAUCGCGGCCAUUGCUGAGAAACUGGACCUUAAAAAGAACGUGGUGAGGGUCUGGUUUUGCAACCAGAGACAGAAACAGAAACGAAUGAAGUACUCGGCGGUCCACUGA